GAAGCGAAGUGCGGCUGUGCUUCGCUGACUGUAAAAGGUACGUGACCGUAGUUUAACUUGACUCGGAUGAUGUGGUUUUCGAUGGUCUCUCAACUUCGACUCAUGUCUGUAAAAGUUUAACAAAGCAGGAUUUUUCUUCUUCAAAUCUUAGGUACAAACUUUUGUGAGAGAUUUGUAUGGUUUGGAGUAAUGUGAGGGAGACACAAUGACAGAAGACAAAGUAGUCCAUGCAGGCUACUUGCUCCAUCGACCGGGAGGAGCUCUUGGUCGAUGGAAAAAGAAGCGAUACUGGUUCCAGUUGGAUGAAGUAACAUGUCAGCUACGAUUAUAUAAAUCUCAGGCUGAGCUAUGUCACACGCUGGGAGUCGUCGAUAUCCGAGAUGCGUGCAUAUCCAUUCUACCAGACCACACCAACCACAUUCUCGUUGCGUGCGGUGGAAAGGAGCACAUCUUAAUAGCGGAGACCCAUCGGGCCAUGAUGCAGUGGCUCCAGAAUCUACAGGAAGUACGCGACUUCUUUUCCUGUGUGAAAAGUCACCGAAGCCAAGUAAAAUUUUCAAAGACGUCCACCUACAAACCAACAACACAGUCGUCACCGACCAAAGGCCUCGCCAGCAGUCCUCUACCGUCCCUGAGGCGCCAUCAUUCAGAGAAGUUUCGCGCUCGGAGUAAAAACGUCUCCGAGCUCCCAGCCUCAUUCUCAGCGUCAUUAGACAACACUGACGGCUAUGCAAGCAUCCGGAAGAGUCUCUCUGAGACACUCUCGCUGCCUAAUUCCAAGACAAACUUUGUCGCUGAUUCAACUGAGACAUCACCAACGUCGUUGCGUAGUUGUAACAGCAUCGCGUCUCAAAGUUCAACAGAGGAAAUUGCUCCCUCUGCCAGGUGGAGUAACGGUGCAACGGGUGGCAUUACAGAUGCAAGCGACCAGUCGGAGGUCGGUGUUGAGCAUGGGAACGGACUUGACGCCAAGGGUGAAGUCUUCACAGCUGAUGAAGACGAUGAGGUCGAACAAUGGAAACUACUCAGCAAAGAGGAGCUCAUACAGGAACUUCAGAAGAGGAGACUACACAUAAAAGAAAAAGAGAAGAAUUACAAGAGUCUUGAGAAUCGAGAGCAGACGUACAAGCAGAUGUUGAAGAAGCGAGAUCAGGUCAUCAUGCAUCUUGAUGACAAACUCGGCAUCAUGGAACAGGCUAAUCACAUGAGACGAGAUUUAUUGUCGCCAGAAGACAUGGACGCCGCCCAGCAGAAGAUUAAUGAUCUUCAAGGAACAUGUAAGAUCUACCAGGAGCAGAAUGGGUUUUUGAAUACGGAGGUACGACGGCAAGCCAGCCUGAGACGGAGAGAGAAAAGCAGGAUUGGAAUUCAGCACAAAUUGAUGGAGGACUUGGAGAACAAUCUACUUCAGAGUCGUCAGGAUUACUUCCAGUUACUGACUCAGCUAGUCGAGGUGACAUCUCUGGAUCUCAAGGAUAACAUCUCACUUGAAAUAAGCUGGGAAGAUGCGCAAUACAAGCGAUUUCUAGUUUUAUAUAACAGUGCAAAGAAACAGGACCCAUUACUUCCUGAUCCAAGGGUUAUCAUGACAGAGGGACACACUGAUAUCUAUGGGUUCCAGCAUCCAAUCAACAAUCAGCCGUUACUAUUCCAUCAUCUGUGCCAGAUACUGCUGGAUCACCUCAUGGCAGCAUCAAGGAAAUCAACUGAGCAUAGGAAACAAUGGGAUGACCACGUGAACUCCAAUGAAGACGUCUUCUUGUGUAAACAGGAUGAGCUAAGAGAUCUAGUGUACAACGGGAUACCAACAGACAAGAGAAGUGACGUUUGGAAGACACUUGUAAUGCAACGGGUCAAAUCAAUCAAGGAAGAAAAGAGUGAGGACUACUUCCAAUGGUUAUGCAAUCGCACUGGUACCUCGGCGUCGGUGGACAAAUACAGACGACAAAUUGAGUUGGAUCUCCUGCGGACUAUGCCUCAUAAUAUCCACUUCAACAGCAAGGACACGGAAGGAGUUAAGCAGUUAAGGCAGAUUCUGGAAGCCUUCUGCGUUCAUAACCCAACGGUCGGCUAUUGCCAAGGAAUGAACUUCAUUGCAGGAACCUGUCUACUCUUCAUGGAUGUUGAAACUGCUUUCUGGUGUAUGGUUGCAGUCGUAGAAUCCUACUUCCCAGCCAACUACUUUGACAGUAGUCUCAUUGGCGCUCAAGCAGAUCAGAAUAUCCUGAAGGACAUCUUGGAGUUACGACUGCCCGACUUACAUAGUCACCUGAACGAUGUAGGAAUUGAGAUGUGCUCCUUCACUCUCAACUGGUUCCUUGCUAUCUACUUUGAAGUAGUUCCUUUUACCAUGCUUUUACGUAUCUGGGACUGUUUCCUGUUUGACGGGCUGCGAGUUCUCUUCCAGUUUGCGAUAGCGUUGCUGGAGUAUCACGAGGCGUCCUUACUCAAGAAGAAAGACAUCUUGGCCAUUCUCAAAGACACAAAGUCAAUGGCUAAGCUGACCCAAGAUGUGGAGGCCAUCGUCAGUAUUGUAAAAGAGAGCAAUGACAACUUCCCGUCGGCGGCGUGGAUCCAGGAGAGACAACACCACUACAUGGGCAUCUUAAGAGUCGUCUUUGAGCAACAGGAGAAAUCCCGAGAGGAGUUUGAGAGACAAGAAGGCCUCGCUCCACACCCCGCGUUAUCGUUCGACGACAAAGGAUGCAUGAGCGAUUUGAAGAUGGACUGUGCCAUCGAGUGCUUCCAAGGCAACUUGUUGAUUUGCCGAGGAGAGUUAAGACAGGGCUGGAUCGGCCGUGUCGACGUCGGGAAAUGUAUCAAGCAAAACUCUGGAGUUAGGCUGGAUAAUAGGAUUGUAUGUGUGACUAUGGCUGGUGUGGACAUGGCUCUACUAGGAACAAUCUCCAACUUCCUCUACGCCUUCAGUGUCGGAACUCUAGAGGAACUUUGGUUUGAGAGACUACGAGACACUCCACUGAGUAUCGUCCAUGACCCACUCACUAGGAACGUCUAUAUUGGGCUAGCCGAUGGCACUUUAGCUGUUAUUGAGGGUGCAUCUCAUGCCAGUCCACGAGACGUGUUCUAUCAGGCCAUUGGAGCCACCGCUGUGCGAAGUGUGCUGUACCUCCCACAAGUUGAGCAGAUAUGGUGUGCCUGCGGAAACUCCAUCAACAUUGUCAACAAUUCGUUGAACAUCGUUGACGGUUUUGAAAUAUCCAAGGAUCCAGAUAUCCAUGUGUCUGGAAUGUACCUGGGCGACCAGGGCGUGUGGAUCACCGUAAGGGGAUCGAGCUUACUAAUGUUGUGGGAUUAUGUCCAGGUACAGUGCGUUAUGGUCCACGAUACAUCGGCUGACCAAACGCCAAUCGUGAAGCAGCCACAAGACAGUCAUAACCAGUCUAAGAUCAUCUCUUUGCUGCCUUAUAAAGACUCGUUGUGGGUCGGCACAGCAUCUGGCUACCUGACAAUCUAUCAAAUUGCCAAGGCACAAACUGUUGCGUCCCAGCAAGGCUGCAAACUGGUGAACGGUGAACAUCACCCGACGGAGGACUCUGAAGUAGAAUCAGAUGAGAAGCAAGUUAUAAAGGAGGAGAGUGGAGGGGAUGUUGAUGUUGCUGAAAUGAACGAUUCAGAAACCAAUGAUCUGGGAGUGAAAGCUGCUGACAUGAACGAUGCAGGUCAAAAUGAUGCUGAAACGCAAGAUGGAAGAACACAGUCAGAAACAAAAGGCACAGAAGCUUUAGACACUGAGACUAAAGAGGAGGAAAUUAAAGAUGCGCAGAGAAAGGAUGAAGACACAACAGAUUUGGAGACAAGAGACGGAGAGAAAAACGCGGAAACAAAGUGUGCUGAAAUUGUAAUCCCGGAAACAGACGCUGGAGAAGCGGAGGAUUCCGACAAGUCGUCGCCGCAUAUCUUGAAGGAGUUUUUUGUCGUGGAGUCUUGCGACGGGUUGCCGGAAUCGCCAGCAGGUAGCGACAGUGAUAUGAGAUAUAAAAGCCAUUUGCCACAUCUUGCCAAGGUGCACAGUGCAUCAGGACUGGUCGUCAGUAGCGACGACGAAAACAAGCCCUCCCCGAUAUCUCGGGCACGGAAAGGCCGGAAAGGAAGUCGCAAAGGGCGCAACAGCCCAAAACAUCUGCGAAAAAUUUGGCAGACACGCCAGAAAUCCCCGGAGAAACAAGAUGAGGAGUUAUCCCCGAGAAGCUCCAAAGCAUUGGAAAAAGUCCAGUCAAUGUUUGGGAAACUUACCCUCGGCAACGGACAGAAAGCCAGGAAGUAUCGCUACAGCCAGGAGAUGAGAGAAGAGACGCGCCGUGGGUCGCGGAUCUUCAUCAACGAUGCCGUUGAAUCGACCAACGUCUCUGCAAUGUCGCUGAUGUCACUUGUGGAUGCGGAAUCUCACAUGUUAAGACCAACGUCGUCAGUAUUAUCGAGAGACUCCAUCGGUGACUUGUACACGUCAAGACCCAGGCCUCCAUUGUUUGAUGCAUCUGAGGUGGAUGUUCAAGCUGGCUAUGAACUUUGCAUCGAAGCGAAACGGAAAAUCUCUGAUCAUCAAGUUCGCUGUCUUGUACUUACAAGCCUGGAAGAAGGUGAACCAGCCAUUGUGAGCUGUGCUGGUUUCUAUGGUGAUGAUGAGUCGAUACUGAGAUGGACUUGCCACACACGUGAGAAUGUGUGGAUGCAGCUUCCCAUAGAGGACACCACCAUAUGAGGAAUGCUUGUGUGUUUUGCAAACAGAGGCUGGAUGGGAAUCAAAAUAGGUUGGUAGUUUGGCAUGUUCAUAGAGAACAAGAGAAUGGGAUUGCCUUUGCCUUUUCAAAACAUAACACACCCCAAAGAUGUAUCAUUAGUCUGGAAAGUAGUGCAUUCUGCAGGCUCAUAUAGUGGACGAUACCCAUGCCUACAUCCUUACAGACUUUGAAGGGGGUAACCCUGUUUCAGCCCCAGGAGUAGGUGGCUCCUA
Asterias rubens (European starfish) is the source of this 4972-nucleotide messenger RNA. RefSeq names its product TBC1 domain family member 2A-like. The coding region runs from base 206 to 4720 and encodes 1504 amino acids. The record is from RefSeq and is a predicted model, not a curated record. NCBI's taxonomy places the organism in Eukaryota, Metazoa, Echinodermata, Asteroidea, Forcipulatida, Asteriidae. The transcript is spliced from 29 exons.